AUGGAAGACUUUGUACCGUCAUUGAAUAGUUUAGUCAAAUAUUCAACUCCAGUUUUGGUGUCAGUAGCUGGAAAAAACACUGGUAUGAGUUUGUGGAUAACAAAUAGGGGAAAAAAAGGAUGCCUAAGCUAAGCAAUAAGUUAGAGUCAAUAGUCCUGGAAGAGUACAAAUUUAAAAAAAUUAUGACAGCAAGAGAAAAUGAUAACCUAAGAAAUAUUGCAAUAAAAUCUACCACCCAAAGAAUACAGAUUGAAAAAUGGACAAUUGUGGGUGCAAACUGUUUUAUCUACUCCUGCCACCAGAAUCGAAGUUGUUUAAUUAUAACAAGAAUUGGACAAAAGGUUAUUGUCAAGAGGAGCCAGAGAAACUGGAAUUUGUCCCAUUAGAGAAGAGUUAUAUGAAUAAUGUUUUGAUGAAUUGAUUCGCUAAAUUACAAUCGAUUGUAGUCAGAGAGGGUUACUGUUAGUGAAGUAUGUCUACAAUAUUAAUUACUUUUGAGUUCGAAACGAAUUCAGAAAUCAAUUGAAUUCCU
Molecule: messenger RNA, 532 nt
Organism: Paramecium octaurelia
Lineage: Eukaryota; Ciliophora; Oligohymenophorea; Peniculida; Parameciidae
Source: the annotation of a GenBank genome assembly